AUGAGAAUUUUAUUUAAUGCUUAUGUUCAACAAGAGAUUUUGCCAUGCCGGCAUGUUGAAGAUAAUGACAUAAAAUAUUAUGGCGAAAGAGAGAAAGCAUACCUUAAUGUAUUUUUACCUUUCUCUAAAGUUGAAUGUAGCAACAGAAGAAGCAUCAACAGUAGUAGCAUCAACACGAAUAAAUGGAGAAGUGCGAUGAAGACGUUCAUGUCCAUCGUUUAA
This is a messenger RNA of Clunio marinus, 222 nucleotides long. The record is from the annotation of a GenBank genome assembly. NCBI's taxonomy places the organism in Eukaryota, Metazoa, Arthropoda, Insecta, Diptera, Chironomidae.